AUGACGGAGACUCUGCAAGACGCUGAACUCUGCUUUCCACAACUACUCAACACCUCCUGCAGGAAGCCAAUGCAACAUCGUGCUGAGACCAUAUUUCUUUACAUUCUGCUGUCUUGCAUCUCUUCGCUCACUGUGGCUCUCAACCUGCUGGUCAUCAUCUCCAUCUCCCACUUCAGGCAGCUCCAGAGCCCUACCAACCUGAUCAUUCUGUCACUGGCGGUCUCAGACUUCUACGUUGGCCUCCUGCUUAUGCCGGUUCGAACUCUCCGUAUUGGGGGCUGCUGGGUUUUGGGCAGCUUGACAUGUGGACUUUUUAACUAUGCCUCUUAUAUCCUUACAUCUGCCUCAGUAGGAAACAUGGUGCUCAUAUCAGUUGACAGAUAUGUUGCCAUUUGUGACCCUUUGUGUUACCCCACCAAAGUCACUCAGAAUAGAGUUAAAGUCUGUGUUUGCCUGUGUUGGGCCUGUUCUGUGUUCUAUAAUGGGGUGAUACUGAUGGACUUUCUAAAACAUCCAGAUCGAUACAAUUCCUGCUAUGGAGAGUGUGUAGUUGUAAUUAACUAUGUAACAGGAGCUGUUGAUGUCAUGUUGACCUUUGUCGGUCCCAUUGCUGUUAUCAUAGUUCUGUAUAUGAGAGUAUUUGUGGUGGCUGUGUCUCAGGCUCGAGCCAUGAGGUCUCAUAUUGCAGCUGUUACACUCCAGGAUUCAGUUACUGUAACCGCAAAGAAAUCAGAGAGAAAAGCCGCCAGGACUCUUGGUGUUGUCGUGGUUGUGUUUCUAAUAUGUUUCUGUCCUUAUUUUUAUCCCUAUAUCGUGGGCCUGGACUUGUCAACCAGUGUGGAUUUUUCAAUUUUUGGGACCUGGCUACUUUAUAGUAACUCCUGUCUAAAUCCAGUACUGUAUGCAUUUUUCUACCCAUGGUUUAGAAAAUCUAUUAAACUAAUUGUUACACUUCAGAUACUGCAGCCUGAUUCCUGUGAUGCCAACAUACUGUAG
Perca flavescens (yellow perch) is the source of this 996-nucleotide messenger RNA. Its product is annotated as trace amine-associated receptor 13c-like. The record is from RefSeq and is a predicted model, not a curated record. Bases 1 to 996 code for a protein of 331 amino acids. Gene Ontology annotation, molecular function: trace-amine receptor activity. Gene Ontology annotation, cellular component: membrane. Gene Ontology annotation, biological process: G protein-coupled receptor signaling pathway. NCBI's taxonomy places the organism in Eukaryota, Metazoa, Chordata, Actinopteri, Perciformes, Percidae. The transcript is spliced from 2 exons.